AUGGCACCUACCGCUAUCUACACUCCUUCUCCCUCCCAAAUCACAUCAGAAGUCAAGAAAUCCUUAAUGAAUGCAUCGUCACCCCAGGAAAUUGUCAAAGGGCCUGUCCUUGCGAUAGGUUCAUUGGACACUGCUCAAGAUGGAAAGUAUCAAUCACUUCUUUUGCGCCUCGAUGCACAGGAAGGGCGGACUACCGAAAGGCAGAUGCUUGAUCGGCUCAUUGAUGGAGCGAUAUCUUUGGCUCCAUCAAACUAUGCUUCCAUCCAUGUCCUACUCUCCCCAUCAGAAUACAUCUCAUUAUCGCCAAGUUUACCAUCUCUCCUUCAGCAGACCCUUGCCGGUCUGACACCCCUGGGAACUCUACACCUUCUUAAUUUAACCGCGGGCUUCCUGAGUCUUCCUCAUGAGUUGACUCUAGCAGGAUUCAUGGUCAUCGAGAGUGUAAGAGAUGAUCCCGAUGCCAGAAUAGUUGCUCAGAAGCCUUUGCCAAUCGCAACACCGCUACCUUCUGCACUUCCUAUCCGGAGAAAGACCGACCCUGCCAAGCAGUCCUCCAAAAAGGCUCUCUGGGCACUCUCAUCGCCAUCAACUCCCACAAUCGAUGCCGAAACCCUCCUGACAGCGGCAGAUCGCGAACGCCCAGUCCCCACGUGCGAUCCUGUCACAGUAGGUGCCCCGAGGCGGAAGAAGGCAUGCAAGAAUUGCUCAUGUGGUCUUGCUGAGCUGGAAGCCGAAGAAGCCAAGUCAGGUAAAGUAGUCCUGCUCGACAGCGACAACGCUGUGGAGGUGGAAGCUGGUGACAUGGCAAAGAGUUUGAUCGCUGCUGCUAAAGCUGCUCCCAAGGCAACUAGCAGUUGUGGGAGCUGUUUCUUAGGUGAUGCAUUCCGAUGUGCGAGCUGUCCGUAUCUUGGUCUGCCUGCAUUCAACCCGGGUGAGAAAGUGGAGAUUGACUUCGGGAUGGAUGAUAUCUGA
Molecule: messenger RNA, 972 nt
Organism: Suillus plorans
Lineage: Eukaryota; Fungi; Basidiomycota; Agaricomycetes; Boletales; Suillaceae
Product: cytokine-induced anti-apoptosis inhibitor 1, Fe-S biogenesis-domain-containing protein
Exons: 3
Coding region: 1-972 (323 amino acids)
Biological process (GO): iron-sulfur cluster assembly
Cellular component (GO): cytoplasm
Molecular function (GO): iron-sulfur cluster binding
Source: RefSeq, a predicted model, not a curated record